Hypanus sabinus (Atlantic stingray) is the source of this 3365-nucleotide messenger RNA. RefSeq lists its product as uncharacterized. Lineage: Eukaryota; Metazoa; Chordata; Chondrichthyes; Myliobatiformes; Dasyatidae. The record is from RefSeq and is a predicted model, not a curated record. The transcript is spliced from 2 exons. Bases 393 to 2663 code for a protein of 756 amino acids.
GCUUAGUAAUUCAUUCAAUAGUAUUUUCUAGUUAGAAUUAUAAGUGUUUAAAGUGUAUUCAUUGCAUGUAAAAUAUAUCGGCAUGCGAUGACGUCACAUCCGGUUUCGCCGCGUCUUGUGGGAAAACACCGGUUUGAAAUUAGCGCGAGGGUGGGGGCUUUCCACGAGGCUCACCUGAGCACAAGCAGUUUUGCAGGCAUGAGAAAUCACAGUGAGAGCAACGCUUUUUCACCAUAUGUUAAUGUGAAGAGUGAACAGUAAAUGGUUAAUCUUACUGCGAUCUGGUUCUUAUUAACUGUGGUUUAUCCGGAUGUUAAAUUCGGCGUUUCGUUACACCCGAAGGAGAACGUUACAGUGAAAAAGCGGCAUUAUCAGGUGUUUCAAGUGCUGCAAUGUCAGCUCAAUCCAGCAUCAAGUCGACGCCGCCCAGCGACAAGGGCAGUAAACCGACAUCAAGUAAGCCCACCCAGGCGUUAUCAGGUGUUCCAAGUGCUGCAAUGUCAGCUCGAUCCGGGAUCAAGUCGAUGGCGCCCAGCGACAAGGGCAGUAGAACGACAUCAAGUAAGUCCGCACAGGCAAGAGCCAAGGCAGAAGCCGCCAAGGUGCGACUGCAUUACGCCAAACAAGAAGCAGUUUUGAAAAUUAAACUGGCUGCCAGAGAAGCCGAAAGGGCCGCCAGAAAGGCAGAAGCCGCCAAGGUGCUACUGCGUUACGCCAGACAAGAAGCAGUUUGGAAAAUGAAACUGACCACCAGAGAAGCCGAAAUCCAGAGAGAAGAGGCUGCCAGACAAAGAGAAGAGGCCGCCAGAGAAGCCGAAACCCAGUUGGAAAUGACAAAAAUAUCGACAGAGUUGCAUGUGCUGCAGCUAGAAGGAGAAAGAGAAGCUGCCAGGGUGGAAGCAAAGUACAUAGAACAAGCUGAAGGGUCGCGUGAUCUGACCGAAGUAAGAUCUACUUUAGAAAGGACCAGACUGGAACGCACGAGCGACUAUGUACAAUAUCAAGCAGACAGGCAGGCUCGUCUCCCCUCUCCAUACCUAUUCGAUAACUUCCCCAGCUACGAGGAACCUCAGAGAGUCACGAUUGCAUCACAUCCAUACGAGGAAGGAAAUUUACCCUCACGGCUCCGUGACGAAGUCAAGAAUGAAAGAACCGACAACGCUCCUUCACCCCCACAACAGGACGGCGGGGAGGGAGAGGCUCACUCUAGGUCAAUAGCUGUCAGCACGAACUGUACAGAAGUUUGCGGUCAAGCUCAGUCGAGUCGUUCUUGUUCCAAGAUCUGCCUCACUAAGGUGUACCCUAAAGGAGCCAAAGACAAGGCCAUCAAAGCCUAUGUGAUUCUGGACGAUCAGAGCAAUCGUUCACUAGUCAGUCCAGAGUUCUUUAAAUUGUUCAACAUUGAGAGUGAGCGGUUCCCAUACUACCUCAAAACUUGCUCAGGCAACAUGAAAACCCAAGGGAGGAAGGCAGAAGGCAUCCAGAUCGAGUCCCUGGAUGGUAAAGUCGUCAUCUGUCUCCCUCCGCUCUUAGAGUGCAAUGAAAUCAUGAAUAACCGCGCUGGGAUCCCGACACCAAGUGCGGUGCUACACCAGCCGCAUCUCCACCACAUCGCCAAACACAUCCCAGAACUGGAUCCGAAAGCGGAAAUACUCCUGCUAUUAGGAAGAGAUGUUAUCCAGGUACACAAGGUUAGGCAGCAGAUCAAUGGACCACUCAACGCCCCCUUCGCGCAACGUCUGGAUCUGGGCUGGGUGGUGAUAGGAGAAGUGUGUCUCGGUGACGUACACAAACCGAUGGUUAACACACUCAAGACCAAUGUGCUAGAGAGUGGCCGCCAUUCAAUCUUUCGACCCUGCCCGAGUGUCCCGUGCAUCAAGGAAGCACAACAAGGCGUUAACAAGCGCGAGGCAAGCGACGAGUCGCUGGGCCAGUCAGUCUUCGCUCUGACGAAGUAUGACAACAAACUUGCACAAUCAGCUCAAGAUACCAUUUCUUUAAAAACCAAAGACACCAAGGUCUUCAGAGAUGAAGCAAAUAAUGGAGUUGCCCCAUUGCCAAUCAGAGAACCAUGCCAGCGCUCACCAGAUAACAAAGAGCAGGCAGUCAAACGGUUCACGUCCUUACGGAAAACCUGGAAAAGGAAACCUGAGAUACAGCAACGCACCCGAUUGGCCCACGAGGUACUGUGCACCCUAAUGGCAGAGGUCACAGCCAUUAUAAACGCACAAUCAUUCCUACCUGUGUCUUCCGACCCAGAAAACCCCUUUAUACUUUCGCCAUCAACGCUCCUUACGCAGAAGGCAGGAGCACCUCCUCCACCAGGAGACUUCUCAGACAAGGAUUUGUACACAAAGCAAUGGAGACAAGUCCAGGCUCUGGCAAAUCAGUUCUGGCCUCGCUGGAGACAAAAAUAUCUACCUUUGUUGCAACAGAGACGAAAGUGGACAGAACCCCGCAGGAAUCUUCAAGUUGGAGACUUAGUCCUGCUCAGGGACAAGCAAGCCACCCGCAACAGCUGGCCAACGGCCAGAAUCACUGCUACAUUCCCUAUCGAGGAUGGACAUGUCAGGAAGAUCGAAUUGAAGACUACCGACCAAGGCGAUGUGAAAAUUUACCAAAGGCCAGUUACAGAAGUUAUUCUACUUCUACCCAAUGACUGAUUAAGAGACUAAGUUUUGUACUCUGCUCAUUGUGACCUUACGAAGGUCAAGCGGGGAGUGUGCUGUCUUUACGACAGUUAUUUAGUUUAUAAUAUUUUCGCUUAGUAAUUCAUUCAAUAGUAUUUUCUAGUUAGAAUUAUAAGUGUUUAAAGUGUAUUCAUUGCAUGUAAAAUAUAUCGGCAUGCGAUGACGUCACAUCCGGUUUCGCCGCGUCUUGUGGGAAAACACCGGUUUGAAAUUAGCGCGAGGGUGGGGGCUUUCCACGAGGCUCACCUGAGCACAAGCAGUUUUGCAGGCAUGAGAAAUCACAGUGAGAGCAACGCUGUAAGUUAAUAGAUAAUCGAUAUAUUGAACUAAGAUAUUAAUGCUGAUCCUGUUAGAGGUAACGACGGUAGAUAAUGUUUAUGCUUUCGUUAGUUAAAGAGUCGCGGAUAGUUUGCAUGGAAGUGUAUUUAAAGUAGUCAAUGGAGCAGGUAACCUCUCCCUGUAUACUGCACCUUAGUGUAAUGUAGUUAUAGUCACCUUUGCAAGUAUUUACACUUGAAAUGUGAUAUUAAGGAAGGAACAAAUACUGUAUCAAUCUUGUAUUGUUUUAUCAACAGUUUUCACCAUAUGUUAAUGUGAAGAGUGAACAGUAAAUGGUUAAUCUUACUGCGAUCUGGUUCUUAUUAACUGUGGUUUAUCCGGACGUUAAAUUCGGCG